Apis dorsata (giant honeybee) is the source of this 2605-nucleotide messenger RNA. RefSeq lists its product as uncharacterized. Gene Ontology annotation, cellular component: membrane. Gene Ontology annotation, biological process: lipid metabolic process. Gene Ontology annotation, molecular function: oxidoreductase activity, acting on the CH-CH group of donors. The transcript has 6 exons. Bases 849 to 1790 code for a protein of 313 amino acids. Lineage: Eukaryota; Metazoa; Arthropoda; Insecta; Hymenoptera; Apidae. The record is from RefSeq and is a predicted model, not a curated record.
GAUAAGAUUCUAAUUAUGGAAAUAAUUAUAAGCCGUAAUGUCAGACAGUCAACGUGAAUCAAAAAACCCAAUAGGUCACACCAUAGAGUACUGAUUAGAGGGAGACGCAUAUAGUGGUAACAAGGUUCGAGCUAGAAGAAAAGUACCCGAUGCGCUCGCAGUCGUUUCAUAGCACGUGAUCAGGGAUUUCUUGUUUUAGAUUCGACAUUGAAUACUCUCGUAGUCCUGCCGCUGCCUAUCGCCGCGGGUGGAAGCAGGUCUAUUCUACACAUCUUACGAGUUGUUACAAUGAGGUUCCUCUCUGUUGAGGUAAUCAUCAUUUCUCCUUAACUGAUAUAUACGUAUUUUACACAAACAAUAUUUUCUCUUACCUAGAAAUUCAAUGUCUGUAUGAAAUAAGGAUAUUCCGAAUUCGCAAAUUUUUGUUCUCAAGUGCUUGGUGUGAUUUGUAUCUAUUUCUUAGUAUUCGAUGCGAAAUUCAAAGAUGGUUAGUUGAUUAAUGAUAUCAGUUUCGAUUUUUGACAAUGCAGUGAUAAUUGAGUUUGUGAAUAGUGCUAACAUUAUUUUUAAUUGAUAAUAUCAAAGAAAUUAUUUUUUACCAUACGUUGAAAAAUGAUUCGAAAAAUUUUUGAUUAUAGUUAGAAAUUGGUAACAAAUGUGAAUUUUUCUACUUGCACGUAUUGUUUUGAAUAAAUAAUUGAUACUGGAUUUUUUUAACAAGAAUGUUGGCUUUUGUUUUAUGAUUGAUUAAAGAUUGAAUUGUGACUAUACGAUGCAAAAGUUUCAAAUUAAAAAACGAUUCGAAAAUAGUUCAUCAAGUGUGGAGGUGGGAAAUCAACAAUCGAUCAAUGGCGGUCGAUAUUUUGGAUAAAGACCACUUCGCGGUGAGUGCAAUUGUCACCGUCGGUAUGCAAAUUAUAUUCUUCACAAUUGCGGCGACCUUCCAACUGGACAAGCUAACAGAUUUUGCCGGCGGCACGAACUUUAUCAUCCUCGCCCUUCUCACUUUCUUUCUCGGCCAAGUAGGCAAGCCUUAUGACAGUAGACAACUUAUGGUCACUAUAUUUGUUUGCUUGUGGGGUGUUCGUCUUUCUGGAUAUCUAUUAUAUCGAAUUAUUAAAAUUGGUCGCGAUAAAAGAUUUGAAGAUCGUCGCAGUAAUGUGAUUCGUUUUGCUGUAUUUUGGACAUUUCAGGCUGUAUGGGUCUAUGUUGUGAGUUUACCAGUAAUUAUCAUUAAUUCACCGCGACACAAAAUACCACCAGCUCCUAAAACGAUGACAACCCUAGACAGCACUGGUACGGGACUUUUCGUAACUGGUUUAUUAGCUGAAACUUAUGCCGAUUUGCAGAAAUUUUCUUUCAAACAAGAUCCAGUGAAUAAUGGCAAAUGGUGUAAUGACGGAUUAUGGAGAUUAUCUAGACAUCCAAAUUAUUUUGGAGAAAUAGUAGUAUGGUGGGGUAUCUUCGUAAUAUCUUUGAAUGUAAUCGAAGGCAUUGAAUGGAUUGCUAUAGCUUCUCCAAUAUUCACUACUUUCAUUAUUCUAUUCUUAUCUGGAAUGCCUCUAUUGGAAAGAGCUUCCGAUGAGAGAUAUCGUGAUAACGCCGAAUAUCGCUAUUACAAACUAUCUACAUCGCCAUUAAUACCAAUACCACCAUCCAUAUAUGUUGAAGUGCCUCAUUUCCUAAAAUUUCUUUUCUGUUGCGAAUUUCCACUUUAUGAUUCGUUAGAUGUAAAACCACGAUCAGCUGUCACUGAAUCAACAUCAAUAAGUCUUGCUGCGUCUACGUAGCUAUAGUCACACGCCGGACAACCGAAUUCGAAGUCCGGCGUGCAGUCAUCUAUGACUAGCACAGCCUUUUGAGGCUACUAUAAUUCUUUGCAUUUUAUUGUUCGCAUCGUCUUUCAUUAUUCCAUUCGGUUAAGAAUAAUAACUUAGUGGUUAUGCAAAACUCUAAAAUUCUACAUAGAAUUACAAAUUGAAAUAAAUUGAAAAAAUAAAAAGCAUAUAUUAUGUCAUUUAAAUGUUAAUAUGUUGCAAUUGCAUUUUUUACAUUUUUUAAAUUGAAAAUAUUGAUGUUUUUGUGAUUUGAAUUCAGAAAAUAUAUAAAAUGUUGUUAUAUAAAAAAAAUAAUAUGUAAAAUAAUGAUUAUGAAAGUAGAUGCGUAUUACUAUAUUUUGCUAAUCUAUUAAAUGAAUUAAAAAAAUUUAUAUUUUUUAAAUUUAAUUAAAAAACUAUACUUAUUUACUUUUUAAAAUUUAGGAAUUUAAAAAUCUUAAAGAUAAUGUUAAAAAAUACUAAUAAAUAUAAAAAAAUUAAAAUCGAAGUUAAAAUCGUAAUUAUACUACCUCGAACAUGAUGUUUUUGAUUUAAAAUCGAAUUCAUCAUGAUAUUUAGAUUAAAACAUUUAAACUUUAAAAAAAUAAUUAUAUAUACAUAUAUAAAAAAAAUAUAAAAAUAAAUGUGCAAUAUUAUUAUAGACUUUCGAAGCUAUAUAGUUUUUGCUAAAUAUUCUUCUAUUUCAUAGAAUUCAUUGAUGUAUAUAUUUAUUUCCAAUUUUAUAAGUGUUCAUUUGUUUAAUAUUAUUCUCUUAUAGAAAAUAAAUU